AUGGCUGAGCAGCAGGAGCUGGUCCCCUCUCGCCUUUCCAAGGCUAAUGGGGGCUGGACCUUGUGGGGCUGCCCCCACCAAGAAACCCUAAACCAUUCCCUUCCUCUCCAGAUCAACGGUUGCCCAGGACUGUGGGGAUUGAUUCCUCCCUAUUUCCAGGGAUCUUUUCUGCAGCAGCUGAGCUCCCGCAGCACCACCAUGGUGAAAGAACCGGUCCGCAUCGUACCCUUGUGGAGGGAACUCCAAGGCCAGCUUUUCCACAAGCUUCAGAUGGUAAUGCAGAACCACUGUCCUCUGAUGAGAACAGGAUUUUCUCCCCGUGAUUUGGGGGCUGGAAGGGAGGGUGUGUGCAUGCAUGAAAGACAGGCACAGAGAUGGUCCCAGAAAGUAACUGGCUCAAUCCUUGCUGUGUCAAUUCUGUGUCCAGGGCAGCUGUCUACCAGCUCCAUCUGGUACGCAGGAUGAGACCCUACCUGCCCACCGACUGUCUCGCCAGAGUGGUGCAUGCUCUGGUUAUCUCCCGCUUGGACUACUGCAAUGCCCUCUACGUGGGGCUACCUUUGAAGGUGACCUGGAAACCACAACUAAUCCAGAAUGCGGCAGCUAGACUGGUGACUGGGAGCAGCCGCCGAGACCACAUAACACCGGUUUUGAAAGACCUACAUUGGCUCCCAGUACGUUUCCAAGCACAAUUCAAAGUGUUGGUGCUGACCUUUAAAGCCCUAAACGGCCUCAAAGGCCCAGUAUCCCUGAAGGAGCGUCUCCACCUCCAUCGUUCUGCCCGGACACUGAGGUCCAGCGCUGAGGGCCUUCUGGCGGUUCCCUCGCUGCGAGAAGCCAAGUUGCAGGGAACCAGGAAGAGGGCCUUCUCGGUAGUGGCGCCCGCCCUGUGGAACGCCCUGCCACCAGAUGUCAAAGAGAAAAAUAACUACCAAACUUUUAGAAGACAUCUAAAGGCAGCCCUGUUUAGGGAUGCUUUUAAUGUUUAAUAGGUUAUUGUAUUUUAGUGUUUUGUUGGAAGCCGCCCAGAGUGGCUGGGGGGACCCAGCCAGAUGGGUGGGGUAUAAAUAAUAAUAAUAAUAAUAAUAAUAAUAUUAUUAUUAUUAUUAUUAUUAUUCUGCCAGGCAGCUGAAGGCUGUUUUAUUCCAGUUGUCCUUGGGAACUGACUACUUUUUAAUAAAAAGGCCUUUAUCUUAAUAAUACUGUGGGGGAUAUUGAUAAGAAAACAGCAGCAGCAGCCAGUUCCUUCCUUCUGGCCUUCAGUCAACUGUCACUGAGCAGCAGCCUUGGCUGUGCCUGCCACCCCAACGCCAAGGUGGCAUGAAUGCGGACCCUGUGCUGUGAGUGGCGCAGGCACAUUCCGGUUCUGCUCUCCCCCUGCCAGCCCCACUGUCUUUUCCCUCCUCUGGGCAGGGCGCGCAGGAGGUGACAGAAGGAUCCAACAUCAUGCUGAGCGACAGGCCCACCAUCAUAUUCCGGAAGAGCAGCUCCCCCAACUUCAUGCCGGUCAUCUGCCACUAUUCGGGUGAGGCAGGACACUACUUUGCAUCCUUCAGCCGGAAGUCCUCCAAGAAGGGCAAGGUGAGCUGGGCCCUGAUUGGCCAGGGAGAUGGGGAGAGAAAUGGCUGAGAGGUGUGGCUGCCCUCAGCCUCCAACCCCCAAACAUGGUCAGGAUCUUAUUCAUUAUCUUCAAGGAACCCCCACCCUCAAAUCCAGCAGCUCAAAAGAAUGCAGAAGCUUCGUGUUGUUGUUGUUUAGUCGUUUAGUCGUGUCCGACUCUUCGCGACCCCCUGGACCAGAGCACGCCAGGCACUCCUGUCCUCCACUGCCUCCCGCAGUUUGGUCAAACUUGUGCUGGUAGCUUCGAGAACACUGUCCCACCAUCUCGUCCUCUGUCGUCCCCUUCUCUUUGUGCCCUCCAUCUUUCCCAACAUCAGGGUCUUUUCCAGGGAGUCUUCUCUUCUCACGAGGUGGCUAAAGUCUUGAAGCCUCAGCUUCAGGAUCUGUCCUUCCAGUGAGCACUCAGGGCUGAUUUCCUUCAGAAUGGAGAGGUUUGAUCUUCUUGCAGUCCAUGGGACUCUCAAGAGUCUCCUUCAGCACCAGAAUUCAAAAGCAUCCAUUCUUCGGCGAUCAGCCUUCCUUAUGGUCCAGCUCUCACUUCCAUACAUCACUACUGGGAAAGCCAUAGCUUUAACUAUACGGACCUUUGUUGGCAAGGUGAUGUCUCUGCUUUUUAAGAUGCUGUCUAGGUUUGUCUGUGCUCUCCCUUAAAUCAUAGAAUUGCAGAGUUGGAAGGGACCUCGAGGGUAAUCUAGUUCAACCCCCUGCACUGUGCAGGAAUCUCAACUAAAGAACCCUGACAGGUGGCCAGCCAACCUCAGCUUAAAUACCUCCGAUGAAGGAGAGUCCACCACCUUCUGAGGAAGUCCAUUCCAUAAGGGGAGUCCUACAGGAUCAGACCAAAGCUCUCCUUAGUCCUGUUUCCCAUUUGUGUACAGUAGUCCCCUUCCCUGCUGUUGUUUCCAGGCAACUAGUGUUCAGAGGCAGGCCACCCCUAAUCCUGGGGGGAACCUAGAUGGCUGCCAUGACUUCUCCAUGACUUUCCUCCCCUGCCGUGCAGGAGACAAGAAGCAGCCUUAGGAAAUGAUAUUUUCUUACUGCCAUGCUUGAUCUAGAUCCCAGUCUCCUCUUCCACAGCUGGGGCAAUGUCCCAGGCCCCUUGAGCUCCCACUGCCCUUGCUUCAAGUCAGAGAGCCCACCUUCCCCUCCUCUAAAGAGGAGGAGUCCCGAUUCCCAGGCCUCCCCCCUGAUUGGCAUCUCAACUCCUGAAAGGGGGUUAUUGCUCUAUGGGCCAGAGAGGGCGGCAGCAGAAACACCAGGCAGCUGGAGAGAACCUUGAAGACCAUGUCCCUCGUCUAGCACCACAGCUUUGUAUUGGAUUGUAUGAUAUAUAAUAAGCUAAUGUUGAGAUUGUUUGGGGUGUCUAUGUCUUUAAAUAGGUGAACCAAGAUACUAACCCUACCCGCAGGGCACGGGACAGAGUCCAUUGCCUCUGACUCUCAGACUUCUCCUGCAGGUUCGAGUCUGGGUGUACAACCCAGAGGACGAGACCCCCAUAACAGAGAGAGAGUACGCCAUAGAGGAAGACCCAAAGGUCCUGUACAUCUCCUAUGCUUCCCACCUGCACCUCUUUGUGGCCUACUGCGAUGACAUCCACCUGCGGCUUUUUGGUGACCACACUCAGGAAUGCAAGAUGCUCUCCGAGGUGAAAUCGCCCUAUUCGGUCACCAGCAUGUGCUACAACCCUGAGACAGGUGAAGUGGUGACAGGUGCCAUUGGCAUUGUGGCCUUUUGGGGCUUUACCCCAGGGAAGGUUCCCUACCUUGCUGUCACGCGGGAGGUGCAGAUCUCAAGUGGCGAAUUUGUGCACUACCUCAGCUUGGAGCAGGAGCGGAAAGUGCUGGUGGCCUUGUGCGAGAACAUCAUCCGUGUGUACGACUACAAUACCAAGACCCAGACCCGGGCCUUCCAGGUGAGCCAAGGUGUGUCGCUCACUUGCUGCUCCUCCUAUUGGCCUCAGAGCUUCCUCUUCACUGGGGACCUCGCUGGGGACAUCAAGGUGUGGAACUUUGACAAAGGGACCCAGACCACCCAGUUCAAGGCCCACCAGAGCGCCAUCACCACCAUCACCACCCGGCACUCGUUCCACACCAUCAUGACCACAUCGCUGGACGGGUUGCUAAAGGAAUGGAACCUGACCACCUGUGAGCUCCUCCGACGCCUGGACAUCGGAGAGCAGCUCUUCCAGAUGCAGUUCCUCAACGAGCAGACCUUCUUCCUCUGCACCCUCUACACCUUCUCCAUCCGCACCGUCAACAACUUCUGCCAGCUCUUCAACAGAACCAAGUCCAUGCUCACAAAGCUGCUGCGGGUGCAGUGUGGACCAAACAAGGCUCGCAUCUUGGCAGCCACGGAAGACGGGGUCAUCCGAUUCCUAUCCCCCGUCACGGGGGAAAUGCUGUUUGUCACCUGGCCCUUCCAGGUACUGGAAAAGGCCCUGGACUACGUUUAUGACCCGGACAGAGAGGAGCUUCUGGUGACGAUGGGCACCAAUGACAUCUACGUGCUGGACACCACCAAGAACCCCUGCCCGGUCAAGCACAUCUUACGUGUCACGGAGGGCCUAGAUGACAGGGUGCUGUGCCUGGCCUACAGCCGGCUGGACCUGGAAGGCCGCACCUGCAGCUUCAUCUUCAGCGGGUACAAGAGCGGGAAGGUGCGCACCAUCACCCAGAACUUGUAUCGGAUGGGGAACCGCAAGUUGCACGACGGCAAGGUGGUGGCCCUCAGCAGCAUCUCAGCCUCAGGGAACCUGUCCUACCACUCACGGGAGUCUUCCUACCUGUGCUCCUACGGCCAGGACCAGUACAUCAUCCUCUCCGAUGUUCUCUUGAAGAAGGACAACUUCCUAGAGGUGUUACCUUUGGUGGUCAUCCCAAGCUUCAACUGCCGCAUCAACAACCUCCUGCUCAUCCCCGGCUACAUCUGCGCCCUGACAGAGCACAACCGGGUCCGGCUGUGGCGCCAGGCGUCCCUGGUCCCUGGCCAGAAGAACCGCUUCUGGAAGGAGACUGGCGCCCUGCACGCCACCACCAUCACUUCCUUUGACUACUGCCACACCCUCAGCAUGCUGGUGACCAGUGGCUCUGAUGGCACCGUGCGCGUCUGGGACAUCCUGGGGCAGAUGCUGGUGGAGUUUGACACAAGCCUCAAAUUCAGCCGAGUCUGCUUUGCCAACCAGCGGGGAGACCUGGUUGUGGGCUGCAACAUGAAUAUCUACUUCAUCCCAUGCGUCUUGUACUUGCCCAGAGACCACCUCUACAUGCUGAUGUCCCGGUGUGUGAAGGACGACAUGAUUGAGCGCCCCUUGGCCUUUCUGCCUCACUUCCUCCUCACCUUCGACAUAGUCUUUGUGCCUAAGUAAGUAUGGGGAGACGGACGCGGGUGGCGCUGUGGGUUAAACCACAGAGCCUAGGACUUGCUGUUCAGAAGGUCGGCGGUUCGAAUCCUGUUGCUCUGUCCCUGCUCCUGCCAACCUAGCAGUUCGAAAGCACGUCCAAGUGCAAUAGAUAAAUAGGUACUGCUCCGGCGGGAAGGUAAGCGGCAUUUCCGUGCACUGCUCUGGUUCGCCAGAAGCGGCUUAGUCAUGCUGGCCACAUGACCCGGAAGCUGUACACCGGCUCCCUCGGCCAAUAAAGCGAGAUGAGCGCCGCAACCCCAGAGUCGGUCACGACUGGACCUAAUGGUCAGGGGUCCCUUUACCUUUAGGUAUGGGGAGGGGAAGGGAGGCAGGCAGGCAGGGCGGGAUCUGAAUGUUGGAGAGGUGGGCAGAGAAGACACAGCUGCAAAAGGGUGAACCCCACCCCCAGUUUCCAAUUCAGGUGAUACAGGAAACUUGUUUCCCACCAAUGGCCACUGACCUUUGCAACUGUCAUGGGGAAAAAGGGGGAACAUACCUUGUCCAAAUGGUUCUAGCACUCAGAGCCAGUAGCCAGUCUCCAGGUCCACGGACUGUCUAUGAAGCCAAGGCUGCGGAGCAAGAAUGGUGAAAAUUUUGGGCCCAAGAACUGCAUGCAAGGGUAGCCAAUCCUCUGCAUGAGGUCUGCAUGGCAUGUGUGUGUGUGUGUGUGCGCGCGCGCACACACACACACACACACACGGGCUGGCCAACAUAUCGAUAUAUUGUCCAAAGUCAGUUUGAAGUCAGUAUUGUAGUAUCAGUUUCAUAGUUUUUGACCUGGCAAUAUAUUGAAAAUCAUGAUGUGUGUUAGGGACAGGUGAUAUAUUGUCCCAAACCAAUUUCAAGUCCGUAUCAUGAUAUUGGUUUCAUAAUUUUUGACCUGGCAAUAUACAAUGGACCCUCGGGUAACGUAACUUUUGGGUUGCGAACGCGGCAAACCCAGAAGUGUAUAUUUCCGGGUUUAGCAGUGCGCGCAUGCGCAAAACUGCUCUGCGCGCCGCAUGUGUGCACAGAAGCACUCUAUCGCGCCACGCAUGUGCGCAGAAGCGGUGCCUCUAGAUGUGGACUUUUGGGGGUACAUAUGGACCCCUGGAACGAGUUCAGUUUGUAUCCGGAGGGUCCACUGUAUUGUGAAUCAUGGGUGUGUGUGUCAUGUUCAAAAAUGUGGGGGAAACCGUGAAGCCAGCCAAUGCCUCCAUCCUUUUUUCAGACAUUGUGAUAUACAGUGCUAUUUUUCUCUAGAAAAAGGGGUGUUAGAACUCACCAUGAACGCCUCACUCAUUCUCUCAGAAUGGCAAUGGCAGCCCACCUAAGAGGUGUCGGAACUGAGUUCCAGUGAGUUCCAGUUGGGGGGAAAGCCCUGGUGAUAUAUCAGUAUAUCACAAUGUUUAGCUGGUUAUAUAUCACAAAGUUGAAAACCAGAUACCGCCCAGCUCUAAUGUAGACCACCAGUUCAUUACAUUCUGCUGCCUGAGGCAAAAGACAAGAAGGCGCCCUUCCCCAAGGCACAUACAGAAGCCAGUAGGACCGGCAGUGGAAUCUUACUCCAAUACUGGGCAAAGGACAAUAAAGGCAGCAGGCUAGGGUAGGGGGCACAGGACAGGAUGAAAGGCACUCACAUCUCAGGCCAUUCCCCCCAUCCCACAGCACCUGCUGCCACAUUAUGGGCGGACCCUGCAGACCACACUCUGCAGACACACCCCAACAGCGCACCUGCCACUCACUGACCCCCUUGAGAGCCUUCCUGCCUGCCAUCUUUAUUUUAACCAAGCGUCUCCCUACCUGCCCGCGGACUGUCUCACCAGAGUGGUGCAUGCUCUGGUUAUCUCCCGCUUGGACUACUGCAAUGCACUCUACAUGGGGCUACCUUUGAAGGUGACCCAGAAACUACAACUAAUCCAGAAUGCAGCAGCUAGACUGGUGACUGGGAGCGGCCGCCAAGACCACAUAACACUGGUCUUGAAAGACCUACAUUGGCUCCCAGUACGUUUCCGAGCACAAUUCAAAGUUUUGGUGCUGACCUUUAAAGCCCUAAAUGGCCUUGGCCCAGUAUGCCUGAAGGAGCGUCUUGACCCCCAUCGUUCUGCCCGGACGCUGAAGUCCAGCGCCGUGGGCCUUCUGGCAGUUCCAUCAUUGUGAGAAGCAAAGCUACAGGGAACCAGGCAGAGGGCCUUCUUAGCAGUGGUGCCCACCCUGUGGAACGCCCUCCCAUGAGAUGUCAAAGAGAUAAACAACUACCUGACAUUGAGAAGACAUCUGAAGACAGCCCUGUUUAGGGAAGUUUUUAAUGUGUGACAUCUUAGUGUAUUUUGGUCUUUGUGGAAGCCGCCCAGAGUGGCUGGGGAAUCCCUCCCCCACCUGCACAGAACUACAGUUCCCAGCCGCCUUAACAAACUAGACUUUGGGUGCUUUCCCUCCCCAGGUAUCGCCAGGUAGGGAGGCUGGCCAAGAAGUACGAGCGGCUGGAGCCCAUCUCCAACCCCAAAGAGGUGGUGAUGGAGAACAACGUGGCCACCGUCUUGCAUUUCAUCGGCAAGGAGGCGAGUGCCCUCCCUGGGCCAGAUUUCUACGGGGCAGCGCCAUACAUCAAGGAGCUGCAGCCGGAGUUCUUCGUGAAGUACCAGCUCCUCCCGCAGCAGGCUGCCAAGGCAACCCCGGAAAAGAAGACGCUUCCUGCCGAGCUUCCGCCAGCGCCACCACCGUCCCGUGUGCUUCCACCGCUGGUCGAGCCCAUCCCCGUCCUCAGCAGGAUACCCUUCCAAGCCGGGCGCACGUGGCCUAUCGCCCCUGACGGAUACGUCCCCAAUUCGGUUAUCCGGGCCCAGCUGUUUCCAAAGGGGACACCCAAGGCCCUGCAGUGCAGCUUGGACCUGACCAGGCAGCCCUUACCCAGGCGCAAGAUGGUCAAGAUCCUGCUGCCGGAGACGGAUGAGCCAGAAGCCGUAGACAAAAUCCGGAGGAAAAAGCCACAGAGGCGGCGGCCCUCCGUGGCCUUCUCAGGGUUGAUGCGCUCCCGGGACCUGCUGUCCGAGAUCGUGUCGAAGCCCUGGCUGCGGCACAAGCCCAGCGACAACAGCUUACCCUCCGUCACGAAGGCCAUCCUGGACCUCAUGGACGACGUGCCCUACUCCACGUACUUGAUGUGCACGGCUGCCCUCGUCCAGCUGGCCGAGUCCUACCCGCUGCCAGACAAGGUCCAAGAAGACGCCUUUGAGCGACUCAUCCAGGACACCACCCACAAGGAGGUCAGUGCAGUCCUUUGAAGGCCUUGGGGGGAGGGAACAGCACAGGGACAUUGGCAAGCCGUACUUUCACUAGCUUCAUUUGUUGUUGUUGUUUAGUCGUGUCCGACUCUUCAUGUCCCCCUGGACCAGAGCACGUCAGGCACUCCUGUCUUCCACUGCCUCUUGCAGUUUGGUCAAACUCAUGUUCGUAGCUUCGAGAACACUGUCCAACCAUCUCGUCCUCUGUUGUCCCCUUCUCCUUGUGCCCUCCAUCUUUCCCAACAUCAGGGUCUUUUCCAGGGAGUCUUCUCUUCUCAUGAGGUGGCCAAAGUCUUGGAGCCUCAGCUUCAGGAUCUGUCCUUCCAGUGAGCACUCAGGGCUGGUUUCCUUCAGAAUGGAGAGGUUUUACCUUCUCGCAGUCCAUGGGACUCUCAAGAGUCUCCUCCAGCACCAUAAUUCAAAAGCAUCCAUUCUUUGGCGAUCAGCCUUCUUUAUGGUCCAGCUCUCACUUCCAUACAUCACUACUGGAAAAACCAUAGCUUUAACUAAACGGGCCUUUGCUGGCAAGGUGAUGUGUUGGAAUGUACCCCACGGGCCAUCUAGUCUGACCCCCUGCAAUGCGGGAAUCAUAACUGCAGAACCCCCGGCAGAGGACCACCCAACCUCUGCUUACAAACCUCCAAGGAAGGAGAGUCUGCCACCUUCCGUUGUCAUAGAAUCAUCAAAUUAUAGAGUUGGAAGGGACCCCACGGGUCAUCUAGUCUGGCCCCGUGCAAUGCAGGAAUCACAGCUAAAGCCUGGAAGGGGAUUUCCCUGGGAUUUCUCCCCUUUCUCUGGCCAGGUCCUCGCAGAAUGGCAGCUGUGAGGGGCGGGGGAAGGGUUGCGGCUGGAGACCUGGUUGGGGGCAAGAGGAAAGCAGGGGGCUGAGGGAGGAGGAAAGAGCCGCCCGGAAGUGUGAGGCGAUUUAAUGGUGGAGGGGCUGAAACCAAAGAAACGAGGUCUGUCAAGUUUUCUGGCUGAAUCCAAAAAGAGCUAGAGCCAAAGGUUCUCUCUCUGAAUUCUCCUCAUGAGGAGGGGCACAGGCUGAGGGAUCCCAUCCCCUCCAACAUUUCUCCGAGGAAAAUGGGGGCAGGUUGUUCCACUUCAAGAAGCUUCUUCCACAUUUGAUCUCCCGUACACACAGGCGUCCAUGUGCGCAUCUACCGGAGCUGCUCACAGGGUUGUUGUGAAGAAAAAAAUGUGUGAGGGGGAAGGGAUCCUGUAUAGCCCCUUCCACAGAUUAACGGAAGGAAGCAACGUUUUAGCUGUAAACUGCCUUGAGUCCCUUUCAGGGGGAAAGGCGGGGAUAAUAAUAAUAAUAAUAAUAAUAAUAAUAAUAAUAGAAGCAGCAGCAGCAGCAGCUCUGAGAAUGACCAGGAACAUAUCAGAGCAUAAAUCCUAUUGAACUCAGUGGGAACUGAGUAAAAAUUCUUAGGAUUUCAGUGUAAGGCCCACGUGUCUCGACCCUUUUACCUGAGAGUAAGUUUCAUUGACUACAGUGUGACUUCCUUCUGAGUAAGACGGUAUAAGCCUCCACUUACAAUAAAGGAGAAAAACAAUCCACACAUUUCCUCAAAAAUGGCUGGCUGAGGAAGCGUCGCAAUGAAAGACACAACGAAAGUAGACUGGAGACCUUUUCCUUCAAAAGCAUAGGCAGCGCACCUUCACCAUUUCCUUCAUCGGGUGCAACGAUCUUAUUUCCAGCAGAAACAGGACUCCGUUUUUGGCAGCUCCAACAUAUACAGAGAAACUACUUUUUAUUGUUCUCCAAGACAUGGAGGGGAGGGCAAAGGGCAAAGCAGGACGUCCUGGGGUCAAAUGAACCACCCUGAGGUCUCUAGGUAGAGGGCGGUAUAUAUAUUCAGUAAAUAAAUAAAUAAAAACCAAAAAACCCAGGAGUGCCUUCUGCAAUUCCGGGACUGUCCCUGGAAAAUCGAGGCACUUGUAGGAUAUGGGAGCCAGUGCAGCAGGGAGCCACUGGUUUUUCCCGCCUUUUUUGUUUCCGCCGUUGUUCUUGUCCGCUUUGCCUCAGCCCCAUGGUGGCCUCUGCUGCUUCCUGCCUCACCCUUCCCCAAGCGAGGCAGAGAUGGCCAGUCAGGUGUCAUCGCCAGCAGCCUCAUGGCUCCUCUUGCCCCUCAUCCUGGCGCCUCACAGGGGCCCCUCUCAGUCCCUCUCCAUGCCCCCUUGGCACUUCACGAGGCACAAGGACAGCCAUUUUGUUUUAUUUAUGACAUUUGCAGGCUGCUCUUCCUCCCAAGGGCCCCUGCCUCUGAGGUAAAAACAAAAUGGAGAGCCUUGUCUUCUGAGGGCACGCAGGGUUUUGGUUUUAUUCUUUGGUAUUGUAACACGCUGCUCCAAUCACCAUGAGACGUGUGAGAUUCCAGGGGUUGUAGGCGGACCUUAAUAACAAUAAGAACAAUAACAAUAAGAACAGCAAUAAUAAUGUUAUUAUUUAUAUUAUUUAUAUGCCCCAGGGUCUGUGUUGGGACAAAUGAGGCUCCACGGAGACUGUGGUGCUUUUAGGAUAUAUGGUUUAUUGACACAGGCAUUCAACCUGAACUUAGAGGAAGGGGCUCACGGCACUGGCACCCCAAAUGGUCCCUGCUUCUUCCGUAGCCAUAGCCUUGCCCUCAGAGGGACGUCAUGCCAGCCAAACUCCAACCCACCAGUCUAAACCCUCGGCUUUUAUCAGCUUUAUUAAUGGUGAACCCCAAAAUUUCCACAUCUGCUAAUACCAGAGGCGUAUUGGUGGGUCUGCUGUUGCAUUCUGAGGCCAAAGGAAAGGAUCGGACCCUGAUUAAAAUAAGACACGAGGCUUUGACCAGCAAGGCUCUCAGAGAAAGUGCGUCCCCACACGCCUCACCAGGCCAUUUUAUUAGCAAAAGAAUCCUUUACACAGUGCUCAUAAGAACCAAUCAGAUUUCCUACUUACCAAAGUAAGUGAGCCACAGGUGUGUGAAUAUGAGGAAGGCAGUGACUGGAAAUAUUUAUAGCAGAGACAUCAUGGUUAAAUAAGGCAGGCUUACAAAACAGGGACCCUGGGAUCCCAAGGGAAGGUAAUGAACAUAUUCAAAUGCCCAGAGUCACUGUAUUGGCCAUAUUCAUUCAUGGGCCAAGGGGAUCCCAGGCCAUGUUCCUCCUGGCUUAGAAAUGAAUAAGGUCAGACCAAAGCGGUAGAAAACUGUCCCUUUUCCUUUGGACCCUGAGGACUCUCAGUUGAUCCGUUCCUUUCUCCACACUUUAGCCUAGCAAGCAGUAAGACUGGCCCCGUCUAAAUUUUCCCAAAACUGUGCAGUGGUCCUUCAGCCACUGUAAGCAGCUACACUACCAAGUCUUUAUUUUGCAAACUUUAUUAUGCAACACCAGUAGGAGGUUGGUCACGGGUAUUAGCAUCUUCUGGAGGGGGAGCCAAGGCUGGCUUUCCCCCUGGCCAUGCCAAAGGCUGCGGCAGAGGCUGGCCUUGGUCCAGACCCCGGCGCUGGCCCCUGAGCUCAUGUGUACGAGGAUAUGGACCCCUGUUCUUGCUCCACAGGUGAGGAUGAGGCUGGCAGCCUGGGAGGCCUUAGGGAAGAUGGACCUGCUGAGUGAACAGGAAGUGGUCCCCCUGGCCCGAGCCCUGCUGGACGAGAACAAGAAAGUGCGUGACCUGGCCCGGUCACUGCUGGACUCUGUGGCUGGCAUCACGGACAAAUUUGUCCUGAAGAAGGAGAUGCAGCGGAUGGCGGAUUCCAGCCUGAUAGACUUGUAAGUGUCUCCUCUGAGGCAUGAGUGGGGUAUCCCUGACCCCCAAAGCAACACCCCCUGUGGCUCGGAGGAGCUUCCUGGAAGGGUCUCUUUUGCAGCUUCUGGCAAAGUUAGACCCAGCUGUUCCCUGCCCAAUUGGGUUAUGAUGCUGCUCUGUGCUGUACCCAGGUGUAGGCUAUGACUGAGGAUGAGGAGCUUAAAGGUGGGCCUCACAUGACACACACCGAGCACAUUUGCACAGAGCUGUGUGUGUCCAAUUAGCCAAUAGCAGAAGCCCUGAAGUAGUUAAAACAUCCCUUCAAUGAGAUGAACAGCAGGACUGAGAUGUUUUGAAAGGGAAUAAGAUAUUUUGCUUUGCAGUGGGGAGAUUUACUAGAGGGUAGGGAAAGAUCUGCCAUAAGCCAAAGGCCUGGAUCCCCCCCCACCCCCAUUCCUCUGGGGCCCUCCUCUCAAUUUUACCCCUCCUUCAGCUGUUUACUCUUUGCUCCAAGGGAUGUGGGUGGUGCUGUGGUCUAAACCACUGAGCCUCUUGGGCUUGCUGCUUGUCCAUCAGAAGGUCUGCAGUUCGAAUCUGUUCUACGGUGGUGAGCUCCCAUUGCUCUGUCCCAGCUCCUGCCAACCUAGCAGUUCGAAAGCACACCAGUGCAAGUAGAUAAAUAGGUACCUCUGCGGUGGGAAGGUAAAUGGUGUUUCUGUGCACUCUGGCACUCGUCACAAGCUGUCUGUUGUCAAAUGCUGGCUCCCCCCGCCUGAAAAGUGAGAUGAGCGCCGCACCCCGUAGUCACCUUUGACUGGACUUAACCAUCCAGGGGUCUUUUACUUUUACUUCUUUGCUCCUUCCAGGUCUUCAUUUGGUCGCGAUCAAAGCGCCUUCCCUCGCAGAGUGCGGGCUGCCGGCAUCAUGGCAGAGACAGCGGAUGAAGCUAAGGUUGCUCUGACAGAAGGAGCACAGAAGCUGAUGACUCGGGUUGAGAACCAGCUAACAGCCAAUCUGUUCUUGAUGAACGAGAUCCCACCCAAAGUAGUCCGCGACCGCCGCUCAACCAUUUCCCGUCUUAGGUCACCAUCCCGGGGAACAUCUGUAGACUUUACCACCCCCGAAACCCUUCCCGUUGGACAGGCACGGUGGCUGGGAAUCUUUGGCAAGCCUGAGAGGAGAGCUGCGCCUGCUGCUACCCCUUUUGCCCCUGAAAGAGGCAAGUACAAAUACCUGCCUAGAGAGGGCAUCUUGAAGCGUUGUUGCUGGGAGGAGCGCCAUUCCCAGGCUGGCCACCAUCCUCUGGGGCUAUCACCUGCUUAGGCUCCCUGGUAGGUCAGGCUGUCCUGACUUGGACUGGCAACCUGUGGUCAGUGUCUCCCUUUUCACUUGCACAAGCAGCCUUGAAUUCCAUGGUAGAAAGUUGUGGAAUGACUGACACUUCCACUUGCGCUGCACUUAGGAAGCACGAGUCCCCCUUGCCUCAUUCCUUUCCAGGGAAACCUGCUCUUUAGUGAGAGAUCAGAACCAAUGUCACUCCAGGAAAAAAUCAAAACCGUUUGCAUUAAGAAGCAGAUUUCCUGCAGGGAAAGCAGAGGCACAAGAGGAAGUGUGUGUUGGAGGAACUGGACAUGGAAGAUGGGGUUCAUUUCCCCCCAUGAGCAAAAAUCUCCCCAUGUACGUGAUAAGUCAACAGGUGCAAGGUCAGCCAAGCCAGUUGCUAUGGCAAUGGCCCAGUGUCAUCUAUGUAAGUGAUUCAGGCAUGUCAGCUCAUUAGUCAGACAGUGAGUCUGUUGGUGAAUCAAAUUCUGCGCUACAUCUUGAAGCUGGGGCAAUGGGAGAUACUUUGUGCUUGUACAGUAUAUAUGUAUGGCAUUUCCAUGCGCUCUGGCUUCUGUCACGGUGUUCCGUUGCGCCAGAAGCGGUUUAGUCGUGCUGGCCACAUGACUCGGAAAGCUGUCUGUGGAGAAACCAGCUCUCUCAGCCUGAAAGCAAGAUGAGCGCUGCAACCCUUUGACAGGGCCUUUGACCAUUGCCUUUGACUGGGCUUAACGGUCCAGGGGUCCUUUACUUUUUUUUACAUCUGUGUCUCCCGCUGCGCUCCCCGGGCUUCAGGCAGCUAUCCGCAAACCUUCAGAGCGCGCCCCCAGCCCCGCAAGCUCCGGGAGCGGCGGCAAGGCUGCGUGCAACCUUGCCGCUGCUCCCGGACCUGUUCUGGGGGCUGGGGUCAGGGGAAGCUCGGGCUUCCCCCACCCCAGCCCCGCGGCUAAAAACGAAGCCAAGACAGCGAGUGGGAUCCAUCCCGGCUGGAGAGGUUGUGUGUGGCUAAAGAGGAAGCCAAGACAGCCAGCGGGAUGGAUCCGGCUCGCUGUCUUGGCUUCUUUGCUCUUUGGGGCUGGGGGGGGAAUAUUUCCCCCCCCUUUAUUUCCCCCCCUAAAAACUAGGUGUGCCCUAUGGUCCGGUGCGCCCUAUGGAGCGAAAAAUACGGUACAUAUCAAUGUCCAGAACUGUAUUACUGAAGCCUUAUCUUCUGCAACAGUAAACCGUUUUGGACCUGAAGCCACCUCUGUGUGGUGAGUGGGAUGGGGGACAACUUCUGCUACAUAGGUAUCUUCCCUCAGAUUCCUGACUUUAUUCUGCCCAUGUCUCUGGUUAAUCUCAUUCCUUUCCUUGUCCCUUCACAGCUGGUGGCGAUAAGCUCCCCAGGAUCCCUCAAGCACGAGGCAAGGGGCUCACUGUGCCAAUAGCGAGUGGAAUAGGUCUGGAGGAGCGCAGCCCCAGCCUCAGCCCCACCCCUAGCAUGGCCACCGCCAGCUCCAGCUCCAGCAGCUCCAGCUUCAGCAGCACCAGCAGUGGCUCCAUGUGGCGGGAGGUGCGGCUUGAAAGGCGGGAGCUCAGGGCAAAGGAGAAGGAGAAGGACAAACGGCUCAGGCCCAAGGUCCUUCCCACCGUUCCCCACGAGGCCCCAAAGGUACUCAAGGUGCGCAAGAAGGCCCAGCCCAUCCUUUUGCAGCGGCGUGACACUCGCACCCAGCUCUACACUGAGAUGCUGAAGCACCAGAGGGACAGGAAGGACUUGCAGGCAGCCGCCCUCCCAACAUCGGAACUCAGGCCAGAUACUGCUGUUCUGCCGCCUAAACCCAGCCAGGUGGGCGUCCCCACCCUGCCGCCAGUGCCCACCAAAGGCAGCCUCAUUGACCCUAACCAGGAGUACAGCUCUGACAAGACCAAGUGGCGUGCCGACCUCCACAAGCUGUUGAUGCUCCGCAUCGGCCCCCACAUAGAGGGCCGCACUGCGGCUGAGGACCUCCUGGCCUCGGCCCGGUAUGCCCUGGCUGGCCGCACCAUGUCCUGGGAGGACAUUGUCAACCUCAGCCAGUCCCUCCUCACUUCCCAGGAGAAGGCAGCCGUUGAUGAAAAGGCGUGGACGGCAUAUAUAGAGCGUCUGCAAAAGCCCAGAGGAAGAGAGUCGUUGUCCCAGCCUUCCACGGAGAGCCUGGAGAAGGUGGUGGGAGUCACGAAGAAGCAAGAGGAGUUCAGCAGUUCGGAGACAGAGUUUGAGAGUGAGAGUGAGGAGGAAUUCAUUAGGGGGAAGGGAGUGAGAGAGCAUGGAGAGGCCGGACGAAAGAAGCGAAAGAAGAGAGGCCGGACGGCUGGAGAACAGGAGGGGAAGUCAGCCUCCGACAAAGAAGUGGCAGGGAAAGUGGUGGCGAAGGCGGUUAAAGGGAAAUCGUAUGAGUCACUCCGGGGAAAGGAGCGGGAGGCGGCCAGGACGAGAGUGCGAGAGGCGAUCAAGGAAAGAGACCGAGAGGCGGCCAGGGAAAGGGAGCUGGAGGCGGCCAAGGCAAGGGAGCACGAGGAGGCCAAGGCAAGGGAGCUGGAGGCAGAAGCCAUGGCAAGGGAGCGAGAGGUGGCCAGGGCGAGAGAGCGGGAGCUGGCCCGGCGGAGGGAGCGUGAGCGGGAGGCAGCUGCAAGGAAACGGAAGAGAUUGGGGAAGCUGGUUGACAAAGACAGAGAGGGCCUGGAGGGGCCAGAGCUGGCCAGGAGAGAAGCCCUGAAGCCCAUCCUCAAGGAGUCGGAAAGGAAGCUGGUCGAGAUGACCGAGAGCGCCCUGGCUGAGGUGAGGGGAAAGGCCAAAGAGAGGAUGAUGAAGGAGCUCAAGGAGAGAGCAUUGGCCGAAGCCAAGCACCUGGCCAAGGAAGAUGUGAAGGCGAAGGCGCUGGGCGAAGCCAGGGACCUGGCCCUGGUCGAAGCCAAGGAGCAGGCGAUGCUCAAGGCACGGAAGAUGGCCAUGGUGGAAGAAUGGGAAAAGGUGAUGGCCGAGGCACGCAGGAAGGCACAGGCAGAGCUGGAGGAGAGGGUGAUGGCCGAGGCGAUUAAGAUAGCCCAGGCCGAGAAUAAAGAGGGGGAGGAGGCCAAGGAAAGGAUCCGGGAACUGCUCAGCUCAGUAGUGCUGGAAGUGGACGAGGCCAGGGUCCUGGAGCUGGCCAAGGAAAUGGGCUUGGUAGUGGAUGAGGAGAGGAUACAGGAGCUGCUCAAGGAAAUUGCCUUGGAGGUGGACGAGGCGAGAGUCCAGGAGCUGGCAGAGUUAAGGCGCGAAGAACUGGUGGAGGCCAUCGCUCAGAGGCUGGCUCAGGAAAAAAUGUUGGGCCUGUCUGAGUCGAAACUCAAGGAGCUCAUUGAGGCCAAAGCCAUGGAGAUGGCCCAGGCAAGAACCAGGGCCCUGGAGGGAGAGGGGGAAGAGGAGGAAGGAGUUGGAGAAAUGGCUGAAAGAAGAAAGAAAAUGGUGGCUAAAAGAAGAGUUAUCCAUCGGGGGGAGGAAGGGGAAGAGUGGGACUGGGAGUGGGAGGAGCUGGAGAAGAAGGAGGAAGGAGAUGAAAUGUGGGAAGAGCUAGUAGAGAAGACCUUUGAGUUCCUCAAUGAUGAGGAGAGAGAGGCUCUGAUAGCCCUAUGGGAGGAAGAAGCGACUCCAAAGCUAGAAGACGACCAACUUGAGCUUUCAGAACACGCUCAACUGUUCUUGGACAUCCUGACUCAGCCAGAGAAGCUGGAGUCCAGUGACGCCGCCACCUACAAGCGCCUCUUCCAAGUGGUGUCAAUGCUUGAGGUUUCUUCGGGGGUGGAGGCCGAGGCCCUGGCAGGGGCUUUGCUGCAGAAAGCACAGCAGAUCUUACAGAAAGGGGAGGAGAUGAAGGGGCUCUUGAGCAAAGGGCACUCUGCUCUGCUGCAACAGCUCAAAGAAGCAGUAGAGGCCUACCAGAUCUGGAGCACUGAUUCCCAGGAGCUUUCAGCCAAGAUGGAGACCCUUCAGAAGACCGCCCUGACGGUGUUGCAGGCGAGGAACCUGAAGGUAAAGCUGCAGAAAGAGGCCAGGAAGAGAUCCUUGUGGGAGAGCGUGAAGAAGGAGUGGACGGAGGAGAAAGGCAAAUUUAUUAAGAAGAGCUUCCUGAACAAGAGGCUGAAGGAAGCCAUAAAGAAACUGAAGGCUGAGGAAGAAAAGGCUGAGCAAGGAAGAAUAGAGCAGCUGCGAAUGGAAAGGCGCCUCAAAUUCAGAUCCCGGCCCAUUGUGCUAGGUGAGGUGGAGAAGGAGAAAGACAUGGAGAGGCCAGAGGGGGAGAGGAAGGAGGCGGACGAGGAGGAGAAGCAGAAGAGAGGAGAGCUUGGCAGGAGUUCAAGCAAGAUAACGUGGUCCCUGGCGGGGAAGGAGAAGGCCUGGAAGGCCAUCAUGCAGACGGAGGGGCUGCCCAUGGCCGCCGCUAUUAUCAGGCCAAAGAAGUACCGGCUUCCACAGGACUCUCUGUACAGACGUGGCCAGCCAAAAGCGCGAUUCCGUCGGUGGAGCCUCACCAGGGGUCCCCUUAAGCACGCCUUCCGCCUGUAUGAAGACAAAGGGGUUGACUGGGAGAGGUUCAUGAAGCUGUACCAGUCCCUCAUGGUCCUGAAGGAGCAGAAGGGGGGCAUCGAGUCGUUGGCGUGGCAGGAGCAGACCACCAAGCUGCUAGACCUCUACGGCUUGACCAACCCGCUCAUCCACGCCAUGACGCAGCACCUGCUGCUGGGAGACCGCAGAGAGCGCACAUACGUCAAGGGCAGCGCCCUGAGGAUGCGGAAGGCGCAAGCUGGUUUGGGGGCAAGGAUACUCUACGAGAUGAUCCAUCACUCGGUUCGGCUCCCCCCCAGGCUUCCCACCUGGCAUGGCAUCAUCCCUCUCAGCUAUCAGAACAACGUGCACACCUUCAAGGUCCGGGGCAUCACCCGCUAUGGCACCCUGUCCCUCAAGUGGAAGACCACCGUUGCCAGGGGAAAGGCCUCCAAGCUCCGCCUCUACGUCCACUCAGGCUCCCAGAGCAAAUAG
Molecule: messenger RNA, 18359 nt
Organism: Podarcis lilfordi (Lilford's wall lizard)
Lineage: Eukaryota; Metazoa; Chordata; Lepidosauria; Squamata; Lacertidae
Source: the annotation of a GenBank genome assembly